AUGGAUCUUCAACUGUGCCCGUACAAUUCGUAUGGUAAAGGGCAAUGCAAAGGGAAGACUGCUUUGCUGUUCUGCCUCACCGGCAACGAGGAGUUUCCAAUGUCUCGAAAGGGUGAUCUUUUUGGAGCAACAAGCACUCUGUUGGUGCAGUUGCCCUGCAUGAAGUUGGAGUUCGAUGGAGUCAUCACACUUAAUGAGCCAUACAAGACUUUGGUUCCAGCAUCUUUAUAUCAUUGUCACGGAAUUAACCGUCUGGUGAUUCCUACAAGAGAUUACUGCUUUGCACCAUCACUGAAUGAUACAUGUUGUGCUGCAGACUUCAUUCAUGAUACAAAUGACAUGAGUCAUAAAACUGUUGAAGCCGGAUACACUCAUCCAAAUCUUCAAGAGAUAUUUUUUGUUGAAAUCUUUGUGUCAUUUCCUGAUGCAGCGAGUUUAGCAAAUGCAUACAUGGACCAUUGGGAUCACGUUCAUGCAUGA
Messenger RNA from Prunus armeniaca (apricot), 480 nucleotides. The record is from the annotation of a GenBank genome assembly. NCBI's taxonomy places the organism in Eukaryota, Viridiplantae, Streptophyta, Magnoliopsida, Rosales, Rosaceae.